UGUGCUGUGCUCAGUGUGACACGGUUCGAGGCGGGCGGUUCUUCCUCCUACGCGCAUCCCCGUCGCCCCGUAGUCAUCGCUGCACAUGAUGCUGCGCGCUCGCGCGCCACCGCUCGCACUCUUCUUGCCGCCCCGUGACACGCUCAGCGCCGCGUUCGGACCGCGUCGCUGCGUAACAGAGUCUCCGCCGCACGAACCGCGUCUCCUCCGCAGUUAUUUUAUGAUAAUGAAGAAAUAAACAGUUGAUCUGAGCUCUCUUCUCUGGACUGUACAAGUGUUGUGUCAGCAUCUCAUCUUCAUUGUGGAACUGGGAGUCUCUUGAAAACCGAAGGACGUUUCCACCCAUUGACAUUGUUGAGUUAUCAAAUGCCGAAAAACAGCAAGGCUGUCAAGAGAGAGCUUGACGAUGAUGUCACUGAGUCUGUCAAAGAUCUGCUUUCCAACGAAGACACCUGCGAUGAGUCGUUCAAGAAGAGCUCAUUGAUUGUUGUCGAUGUCCAGGAGGACAAGGAUGGGGAUCUUGAAGAGGGCUCUGAUACAGAGGAGGAGAGGCCUGCAUGGAACAGCAAGCUGCAGUACAUCUUGGCCCAGGUGGGCUUCUCUGUAGGCCUGGGCAACGUGUGGAGGUUCCCCUAUCUCUGCCAGAAGAACGGUGGGGGCGCAUACCUGGUGCCCUACCUGAUCUUGCUUGUGGUGAUUGGGAUCCCGCUCUUUUUUCUGGAGCUCGCUGUGGGCCAGCGAAUCCGCCGAGGGAGCAUUGGGGUGUGGAAUUACAUCAGCCCCCGCCUGGGUGGAAUUGGCUUCGCCAGUUGCAUGGUCUGUUUCUUUGUUGCCCUGUAUUACAAUGUCAUCAUUGGCUGGAGCCUCUUCUACUUCUCGCAGUCCUUCCAGCAGCCUCUUCCGUGGCAUGAAUGCCCGCUUGUAAAGAACAAAACACACACAUAUGUAGAGCCAGAGUGUGAAAAGAGCUCUGCGACCACCUAUUACUGGUACAGAGAGGCUCUAAACAUUUCCAGCUCAAUCCAUGAGAGUGGAGGCCUCAACUGGAAAAUGACCGCGUGCCUGCUGGCAGCAUGGACCAUGGUCUGCCUGGCUAUGAUCAAGGGCAUCCAGUCGUCAGGGAAGGUGAUGUACUUCAGCUCCUUGUUCCCAUAUGUGGUAUUGAUCUGCUUCCUUGUAAGAGCCAUGUUGCUGAAGGGAUCGUUGGAUGGCGUCCUUCACAUGUUCACCCCCAAGCUGGAGAUUAUGCUGGAGGCCAAAGUGUGGCGAGAAGCAGCAACACAAGUCUUCUUUGCACUGGGUCUGGGCUUUGGUGGCGUCAUUGCCUUCUCCAGCUACAACAAGCAGGACAAUAACUGCCACUUUGAUGCCGUGCUGGUCUCCUUCAUCAACUUCUUCACCUCGGUGCUGGCUACACUGGUGGUGUUUGCAGUGCUAGGCUUCAAGGCCAACAUCAUGAAUACCAAGUGUGUUGCACUAAACACAAAGAAAAUAGUUGAGCUGCUGGGGACUGAGAUCAGCCAGGAUCUCAUCCCCCUGCACAUCAAUUUCAGUCACGUCACCCCCGAGGACUACCAGCGAAUGACUGACAUCAUCCAAGGGGUGAAGGAGGAGAGCUUUUCUCAGUUAGGCCUGGAUUCUUGCAAUAUUGAAGAGGAAUUGGACAAGGCAGUUCAAGGCACUGGCUUAGCAUUCAUCGCCUUCACAGAAGCCAUGACCCACUUCCCUGCUUCACCCUUCUGGUCUGUCAUGUUUUUCCUCAUGCUGAUCAACCUAGGCCUGGGUAGCAUGUUUGGCACUAUCGAGGGCAUCAUCACACCAUUCGUUGACACCUUCAAAGUGCGCAAGGAGGCUCUCACAGUGGGAUGCUGCCUGGUGGCGUUCAGCAUCGGCCUCAUCUUCGUGCAGCGCUCUGGGAACUACUUUGUGGCCAUGUUUGAUGACUACUCUGCCACACUUCCCCUGCUCAUCGUGGUUGUCCUGGAGAAUGUUGCAGUGGCCUGGGUCUACGGCAUUGAUAAAUUCUUUGAGGACCUGAAAGACAUGCUUGGAUUCUCACCAUACCGAUUCUAUUACUACAUGUGGAAGUACAUUACCCCCUGUGUGCUUCUUGCUCUGCUAGCAGCCAGUGUUAUACAGUUGGGAAUGACCCCACCCAGUUACAGUGCUUGGAUUGAGGAGCUGGCCCAGGAGCAAUCUGUGAGCUACCCUGGCUGGGGGCUGGCUGUCUGUGUCUUGCUAGUGGCCAUGGCCAUCCUCCCAGUACCGGUGAUCUACUCCGUGCGCUAUUUCGACCUCAUUGACAAAAGCUCCAGCAGCCUUUCCUCCGUGUCCUACAAGAAAGGCCGCAUCAUCAAAGAACAACCAAGCCCCGAGGAUGAUGACGCCAGCCUCAUCCAUGGCAAGUCACCAAGCGAGGUGCCCUCCCCCAUGCCUGGCAACAGUAUCUAUCGGAAGCAGAGCAGUACUCUGGACAUCGACACCGCCCCCAAUGGCCGAUAUGGGAUUGGCUACCUGAUGGCAAACAUAACCAACAUGCCUGAAUCAGACGUAUAACACCUUCAACUGGCCAGUAAUUUCAAAACGACCAUUUGGCUGUAUAAGCAUCUGCUUUUGCAUUUACUUGUAUAUUUGUAGAUAACUUGUCCCCAGGCAUCACAUCACCCUGUCUGCUGUAAAACAUGAAACACUUCUAACUUUGCUCUAA
Molecule: messenger RNA, 2707 nt
Organism: Scleropages formosus (Asian bonytongue)
Lineage: Eukaryota; Metazoa; Chordata; Actinopteri; Osteoglossiformes; Osteoglossidae
Gene: slc6a15
Product: solute carrier family 6 member 15
Exons: 12
Coding region: 367-2556 (729 amino acids)
Biological process (GO): L-leucine transport; sodium ion transmembrane transport
Cellular component (GO): plasma membrane
Molecular function (GO): proline:sodium symporter activity
Source: RefSeq, a predicted model, not a curated record